AUGGAGUUCCUCGUCCGCUUCUCUCAGGCCCACGAGUCUUUUCGGCUCCCUGAGCUGCAGGCUCUCGCCGAUUUGGAGGGCAUCGACAUGAAGGUUGUGGAGUACAGCCUAGAUUCCCCCUUCUGCAUCAUCACCCUCCCUUCAAUCGACCUCGCCCCCCUCCUGGUCGCCCGCUCCCUCCUAACCCAAUCCAUCCACCUCCUCCUCGCCUCAGCCCCAACCCACGACGCCAUCCACCCCAUCCUCAAAUCCCAACUCGCCUCCCCGUCACCCACAACCUUCGACUGGUCCGCCGUCAGCUCCUCCACCUUCAAAUUCUCCCUAGACACAUACCAAUCCUCCCGCCCCCACGCCUCCUUCGUCUCCCUCAUAAACGGAUACAAAUACCUCCCCCUCCACGGCGCAAUCGACCUCAAGACCCCGGAGCUGCACCUCACAAUCUUCGAAGACUGGGACCUCCGCGGCACAGAGGGUCCGAAACGCGUCCACCUAGCCCGCUUCCUCGCCACGGGAGCACGCUCCCUCUCGCUAAAGUAUGAUCUAAAGAAGAGGGGGUACAUCAGUACCACGUCAAUGGACUCGGAGCUCGCGCUGGUAACGGCGAACCUCGCGCACGCGGGUCCCGGGAAGCUGUUUUACGACCCGUUUGUCGGGACGGGCUCGUUCCCCGUUGCGUGUGCGCAUUUUGGAGCGCUUGGGUUCGGGAGCGAUAUUGAUGGGCGGGCGAUUCGCGGGAGCGGAGGGGAGAAGAGCGUGAAGGGGAACUUUGCGCAGUAUGGGCUUUCGGAGCGUAUCGGCGAGUUCUGGACGGCGGAUUUGACGAAUUCGCCGGUGAGGAGGGUAAGGUGGCUCGAUGGUAUCGUGUGUGAUCCGCCAUAUGGCGUGAGAGAGGGGUUGAGGGUAUUGGGGUGUCGUGAUCCGGAGAAGACGCCGUGGGUUGUUGAAGCAGGAAAACAGCGGUAUAAGUCGGGAGACUUCAUCGCCCCCAAGAAACCAUACAGCUUCCUCGCCAUGCUCGACGACAUCCUCGAGUUCGCCUCCGAGACCCUCGUCGACGGCGGCCGCCUCUCCUUCUGGAUGCCAACCGCCAACGACGAGGACCAGGAGAUCCCUACACCGCAACACCCACGCCUCGACAUCGUCGUCACAUGUGUACAACCAUUCAAUAAAUGGUCCCGUCGACUCAUCACAUACCGGCGCAUCCCCGACAACCAGGUAGACCCGGAAAGACUGGCGGCCUACAAACGCACAUUCGUAGCAGGAACAACAGCAGAUGAGUUGAACCCCUUCCGACGGGGUUACUUCACAAAGUUUGAAAAAGAAGAAGCCUGA
Messenger RNA from Colletotrichum scovillei, 1332 nucleotides. RefSeq lists its product as uncharacterized. Gene Ontology annotation, biological process: methylation. The record is from RefSeq and is a predicted model, not a curated record. The transcript has 4 exons. Gene Ontology annotation, molecular function: nucleic acid binding. NCBI's taxonomy places the organism in Eukaryota, Fungi, Ascomycota, Sordariomycetes, Glomerellales, Glomerellaceae. The coding region runs from base 1 to 1332 and encodes 443 amino acids. Gene Ontology annotation, cellular component: cytoplasm.